GACAGGAGGAGGGGUGCAGUCGGGGCUGGGGAACCCCACAGCGGGCUGCUGCUGUGACCCAGGCAGCAGAGCAGGGGUGUGGUUGGGCUACCGCUGAUGGGGCAACUCCUGAAUGCUGAGGGUUGCACGCAUCCCCAAGAAGAACCUGCAAGGUGGAAAGUAGCUAGCCAGUUUGCAAAUACAGAAGCAAGGCUCAGAGAGGAAGCAACUUAAAGUUUCCCAACUACUCUGUGGCUGACAGGUCUUUCUGUGUCCAGAGCUCAGGCUCUUUCUAGCAUGUCAGGCUGUCCCCGUGGACCUUGAUGGCAGAGGAAACAAGACAAUCAUCUGGACAAGCAUUUUUGAGGCUGUUUGUCCAUCCGAGGCCCAGAGUCCGUGCGGGGCCAGGAGCGGGAGUCGUGACCUUGCAGGAGCUCAGGCAGGACGACGCAGACACUUACUGGUGCGGGAUUGAGAAGCCUGGAACUGACCUGGGGACGCAAAUUAAAGUGACUGUUGUACCAAGAAGCCAGGCCUCCAGGACGAGGAACACCAGCCGUCCAGCCGCGUCCUCCCGCCCCCACAGCAGGACCCACUACAUGCUCCUGGCAUUCCUGAAGAUGCCCUUCCUGCUCGGCUUGGUUGGCGCCGUGCUCUGGUUGGAGGAACGUCGGAGGGACGUUGUGGAGCCGCAGGGUCAGCCCAUCUACGCCAACUUGUCCUCUGAGCUUCUGACCAGAGACACCCGCGUUUAGACGGACGGAUGAGCGGAGGCUUCCAACACGGCACCCCGUUUCCAGGGGAAACUCGGCUGUGGAAAGAAACACCGCGGAGUCAUAGCCGUCCUGCCCGGCUCAGGGCCCACGCUCCCGAUGUGCGGUCCCCACCUGGAGGGCCAGCAUCUUGUUCCUGCUUCUCCAGGUCGCAAGUGCCCUGCCUGGACCCACACUCAGGGUUCAGGGCUCACAGUUGGGAGCUGCUGGGCUGGAGCCCCGGUUCAGACCAUCGUGUCCCCAGUGCUGAGAGAGCUUGGGAGCAGGGCUGGGGGCCGAAGUCCAGAGAGAAGCCACAGGGGUACAGGGGAGAGGACGCGGGGGCCUCCUUCCUGAGACUGGCUCAGCGCGCUCCCUGACUGGGCUUCCGACAUAUGGGAUUUUGUAGUUUUUUUCCUUUAGCUGGGUUUUUUAAAAAAUUAAUUUAUUUUUUAAUUGAAGGAUAAUUGCUUUACAGAAUUUUGUUGUUUUCUGUCAAACAUCAACAUGAAUCUCAAGCUGGGUUUUGAAGGCUCGGGACCAUCACUUGACUUGAUGCACUCGUGGGCACGCGCACACACACACACACACACACACACACACACACAUCCUAAGGACGGUGAUUCUGCAGAGAGUGCUUGUUCUGGACCAUGACAGGUUGACAUCCCCUCUGCCCAGGGAGGACACUGCUCUGUGUCCAGGGGGCUGAGGUGCGGCCCUGGGACUGGCCUUUCUCUUCCCCUUCAUCCUCCCCCUCCCCACUCUGCUCUGGCUCCCCAAGCUCCCUGCUCCCCACCUCUCGGGGGCUGGGCUCCCCGGGGGCUGAGACUUGGGAGCCUGCCCUUCACUUCCUCCCGGCAGUAAGCCUGCAGGGUCUCCA
Dama dama (fallow deer) is the source of this 1611-nucleotide messenger RNA. RefSeq names its product CD300 molecule like family member b (gene CD300LB). Bases 303 to 734 code for a protein of 143 amino acids. Gene Ontology annotation, molecular function: transmembrane signaling receptor activity. The record is from RefSeq and is a predicted model, not a curated record. The transcript is spliced from 5 exons. Gene Ontology annotation, cellular component: plasma membrane. NCBI's taxonomy places the organism in Eukaryota, Metazoa, Chordata, Mammalia, Artiodactyla, Cervidae.